AUGAGUUCUCGUGCUAGGAAAAUAGUUGAUUUAGCACUAAAAAAGCUGAAGGAUGAAACAUCAGAGGAUGAAAAUAGUUCCUUCGAUUCGGAUUUGGAUCCGAUGUUUUUGCCAUCUAGUGAGGAAGAUUUUAGUAUAAGUUCUGAUGCAUCGAUUGAAGAGAAUAAAAUUGAUUUUGCCAAGAAGAAGGUAUUCAAGAAAAAAAAAUCAGAAGUAAGAAAAGAGCCUUCUGAAUUCCAGCCGUGUUGUUCAAAAUCACUUCAAGCUGUUGAUUUUGAAGAAAAUGCAGAACUUCUCGAAGAGAGGACUCAAGAACCCGAAAACUUUGUGCCUGGAGAAGAUUCCAGGAACAGAUUAGAAGAUAUGCAAUCGGAUAACGAAGCAGAAAUUGUUCACCCAAUUGAACAUUUAUGGAAGGCGCCAGUAGGAGCACACAAAAUUUUUGAAUAUUCUUCUGAAAGUGGUUUGAAUGCUGGUUAUGCUGCAGUUCUCAUCAACGAAUUAUCUCCAUAUAAAUGUUUUCGUUGUUUCGUUGAUGAAGAAAUCGUCAAUGAAAUGGUUCAUCAGACUAAUUUAUACGCGACUCAAGUAUUAUGUGAUAAAGAAAACGUUAGCAACUAUUCUAGGCUGCACAAAUGGUUUCCAACUGAUCAAAAUGAAAUGCUAAAAUUUAUUGGAAUUGUAGCAUAUAUGGGUAUGGUUCGGAUGCCAUCCUUGGAGAAAUAUUGGAGCACAGAUUGUCUCUACAAAAUGGCCUGUAUUUCGAAGAUAAUGUCGAGAAACAGAUUCCAAUUACUUCUCAGGAUGUGGCAUUUCUCUGAUAAUGAAACUUGUACAGUGGGGGAUAGAUUACAUAAAAUAAAACCUCUACUAGACAGAUUGGUGAAAAAUUUUCAAAGUGUGUACACUCCUGGUAGAAUAUUCUGUAUCGAUGAUUCAGUUAUUCCCUUCCAAGGUCGUCUCCUAAUGAAGCAGUAUAUACCAAAUAAAACGCAUAAAUAUGGGGAAAAAGAAGGUAAUGCAUCUGUACCAACCAAUGUCGUGCUGAAUUUGUCCGAAAAUCUACUCGACACAGGCAGAACUAUAGUGGCUGAUAACUACUAUACUAGCCUUGAGCUGGCUAAUGUACUGCUAGACCGCAAAACUCACUAUAUUGGUACAUUGAGGGCUAAUCGUCGCGGCAACCCGAAAGAAGUGAUUCGAAAAAAACUGAAAAAAGGUGAGGUUUUUGGUUUGGAAAAUGAAAAAGGUAUAUGUGUUUUGAAGUGGAAAGAUAAAAGAGACGUUCUUGUCCUAUCCACAAAACAUACAACUGAAACCGUCGAUAUUCAGGGUCGUAAUGGUACAAGGACAAAACCACGAGCCAUUGUGGAAUACAAUGAAGCAAAAUCUUCAAUUGACCAAUCAUUAUCAAAUGGCAAGUUAUCACUCACCACUGAGAAAAUCUCUGAAGUGGUACAGAAAACUUGGGAUUGA
Molecule: messenger RNA, 1476 nt
Organism: Harmonia axyridis
Lineage: Eukaryota; Metazoa; Arthropoda; Insecta; Coleoptera; Coccinellidae
Product: piggyBac transposable element-derived protein 4-like
Exons: 3
Coding region: 1-1476 (491 amino acids)
Source: RefSeq, a predicted model, not a curated record